Molecule: messenger RNA, 1283 nt
Organism: Solanum tuberosum (potato)
Lineage: Eukaryota; Viridiplantae; Streptophyta; Magnoliopsida; Solanales; Solanaceae
Product: probable calcium-binding protein CML10
Exons: 1
Coding region: 389-967 (192 amino acids)
Molecular function (GO): calcium ion binding
Source: RefSeq, a predicted model, not a curated record
UCCUCCUAGGAUUAGAAAACCUUUCUUUUAUUGAUUUGAAAUUACUUGUGCUCUAUAUAAGCCUUAUAGUUGUGAAUCCAUAAGCAUUAUACACUUCGUCUCUUUCAAAGCGAAAAACUUGGAUAAAUUAACUCAGUCAAAUCUCAUUAAAUUUUUAUAUUAUUUUUUCUCCUUUAGCGAUUGUGUGCUAGUUAAUCCAAAUAUUUCUGGGACAAAAGAGUACCUUCUUAGAAAAAAUUAAAGGGUUGUUCCUAAUUCAUAUAGGACCGGUCGGCGGUCACAGGGCUAUAGUAUAUUAUUAGAAAUUGACAAAUAUUUUCCCCCAAAUUCUCUACUUCUUCACCAAUUAAUCACUCUUUUAUCUUUCUCCUGGUUUUUCAACAUUACUAUGGAUUCUGUAACAGUAUGGUUCAAGUCUAUUGGGAAAUUUGUUGGACAAAUUAAAAAAGGGAAAAAAACCCCAAAGAGAAGGGCUUCUGAUUUGAGCUAUUUAUCAGGUUUUGCAACUAUGGAGGUAUCUAAUCAACUGAAAUUAGUGUUUAAAUUGAUUGAUACAAAUGGGGAUGGAAAGAUUUCCCCUUUAGAGUUAACUGAAAUUUUGUUGAGUGUUGGACAUCAUCAAGAAUUGAAAGCUGCUGAAGAAUUAGCAGAGGUUAUGGUUAAAGAAAUGGAUUGUGAUGGUGAUGGAUUUGUGGAUGUGAAUGAGUUUUUGAAUGUUAUGGGGGUGGAAAAAGAUGAAGCUAAGGAUAUUGAUGAGAUAAUUAGACAAGUUUUUCUUGUGUUUGAUGUUGAUAAUAAUGGGCUUAUUUCAGCUAAGGAAUUGAGGAGAGUUUUAAUUAGUCUUGGUUGUGGAAAUUCUAGUGUUAAAGAGUGUAGAAGAAUGAUUAAAGGAGUUGAUAAAGAUGGUGAUGGAUUUGUUAAUUUUGAAGAGUUUAAACAAAUGAUGGCUGCUGGAUGCAAUUUUUAGCCCAACAUUAUGAUUUUACUCUGUUUUUUUUUUUUUUUUUUGUGAGUGUGAGUCUAUGACGGGCUUGAAUGGAGCGACAUAGACAAUGAGGAUUCAGGUAGUCGAUCCUGAACUAUGAUUGAGGUGUAGUUGUUUUUAAUUUCUUAAUUUGUGGAUUUUGUAAGUCCUUGGUUGUUGGAUUAUGUAGUGUUUAAAAUUUGAUUUAAGUUUUAAGGUAGGAUGUCAAUGUUAUGAAAGCAAGUAGGUAACUCCAUAUUUAGCAUAAUUCUCCUCUUUUCAUGUUUUUUUUUGUAAUAAUAGUUUACAAGUAUCUUGA